Messenger RNA from Olea europaea var. sylvestris, 1115 nucleotides. RefSeq lists its product as uncharacterized. The record is from RefSeq and is a predicted model, not a curated record. Lineage: Eukaryota; Viridiplantae; Streptophyta; Magnoliopsida; Lamiales; Oleaceae. Bases 385 to 699 code for a protein of 104 amino acids. The transcript has 5 exons.
AAAAUAUCUUUUACUGUAUCUUUAGACUUUCAACGAAAGUCUACAAGGAGCCAUUAUUGUCGAUACCUUUUGCUUCAAUCCUAACUUCAAUUCUGUUUUCUCUCAUUUCUCUUCUCCCGACUCGACAAAUGAACAACCAAAGAAACCCAAAAGAUUGAAAUUAAUCCUCAAAACUUCAUUCGUCUGUAUUUUUCUCCCAUUUCCUUCAGAUCUACUGGUUUUGUGUUCGAUCUUUGUUUCUUUUCUUUUUUUUUUUUUAGUUCGAACUUCUGAUAAACGUUAUAAAAUAAUAGAUAAUCUGCACAGGAUUUGUCCGGUGGUUUUGGCAGCUGCCAGGAUAAUCUCCAUCUCAUAAGAAUCUGUGAAGUAUCUUCUGCAGGUGUCAUGAAACUUGAACUGGCUGCAAAUGGGGGGCCUUCCCAGCUCAGUGAUUGCCUUCAACAACCUGAGAAUAUAUUUAAGAAAGCAAUCAAAGAUAGUUAUGAUGAAAGGACACACAAAUUAAAAAAAAAGUUAACCACAUCCCAAGUAAAGCACCUGUCGAGCUUGUUUCAGCCAACCCCAAAGUUGCAUUCAAGUGAUAAACCCUUGUUCCAGGGAUCAGAACCCGUGCCUAUUCCUGCAACCAUGUCUUCAUUUAUGUUAAUAAAAUUACAGAUGAAGGAUGAUGACAGAAUGCAGAAAUGUUUUUUCCAAUAAGGAGGCAUUUCAUGGUUAGACAUCCAUAUCUAAUAAUUAACUUUGAAUUAUUUGAAACUUGCCUUGAUAGUGUGAGAAAAAAAUAUAAUACAGUUUGCUGUUACUUUGUUGUUACUGAAGAUUACAUUGUUUUCAUUUGAUUGAAAAAUGUUCAGCUGUAUGACUAUUGAAUAUGCUUAUUGUCUUAUUUUUAUAAUUUGCAGAAUCACAACUUAAAAAUGGAGGAAAUUUUGUUAUUGUAACUUCAAAAAAUCAUUUCAAUUCAAAUUUUCAGAGGGAGCAAGAGAAAAUGUAUUAAAGUAAUAAUUGCAAUAUACACAUUGACAUUGCAUCGUGUUUGUGGUUUGUAUGGCUUUCUAUUGUUCUUACCAGGAUUGAAUUGAGAACUACAAUUUUAAACGACAAUCUUAAUAAUU